CAGAAGAAGACGAAAGAAGAGCUGAUGCUUUGAGCAGUUCGAUGUUCAUCAUGAGAGAGCAGGUGGAUGUGAUUCACGCUGGAGAACAGCAGAUGCUGCAGACACCAGUGCAGAUGUGUUCAGUGAAGCUGCUGGACUGCAGGAACCUGAUGAAGAUGGAAGGAGAAAUCAAACUAGAGGAUCAACAGAGUGAUGAUGAUGAUGAUUUUAUUCCUUCAGAGCUGAUGGAAGUGAAAGAGGAACGUCAUGAGCUGAAUGAAGUGGAAGAGAAACAUCAUGAUUUCAGAACUGGAGAAAAAUCUUUGAGUUGCUCUCAGUGUGGAAAAGGUUUCAAAGAUAAAAGAAACCUUAAUAAGCAUACAAUGAUUCAUACUGGAGUGAAGCCUUACACAUGCCAUCAGUGUGGAAAAGGUUUCACAAGUAAAGAACAUUUUACUGUGCACACAAGAAUUCACACUGGAGAGAAGCCUUACACGUGUCAACAGUGUGGAAAAGGUUUCAGACGUAAAGAUCACCUUAAAAUUCACACAAGAGUUCACAAAAAGAAGUCUUACACGUGCCAACUGUGUGAAAAAGGUUUUGCAUGUAAAGAAAGUCUUAAUCUGCACACAAUAAUUCACACUGGAGAGAGGCCUUUCACAUGCUCUCAGUGUGGAAAAGGUUUCAAAACUAAAAGAAACCUUACGAAGCACACAAGGAUUCAUACUGGAGAGAAACCUUACACGUGUCAACAGUGUGGAAAAGAUUUCAGAUGUAAAGAUCACCUUAAUCUGCACACAAGAGUUCACACUAAGCUUUACAUGUGCCAACUGUGUGGAAAAGGUUUUGCAUGUAAGGGAAGUCUUGAUAUGCACACAAGAGUUCACACUGGAGAGAAGCCUUUCACAUGCUCUCAGUGUGGAAAAGGUUUUAUAGACAAAGGAAGUCUUAAUAAGCACACAAGGAUUCAUUCUGGGGAGAAGCCUUACACGUGUCAUCUGUGUGAAAAGAGUUUCAUCGAUAAAGGAAGCCUUAACAAGCACAGAAGGAUUCAUACUGGAGAGAAACCUUACACGUGUCAACAGUGUGGAAAACGUUUCAGACGUAAAGAUCACCUUAAUCUGCACACAAGAGUUCACACAAAGUCUCACGCGUGUCAACUGUGUGAAAAAGUCUUUGCAUGUAAAGAAAGUCUUGAAGUGCACACAAAAAUUCACACUGGAGAGCUGACCUUUUAUAUGCUCUCAGUGUGGAAAAGGAUUCAAACGUAGAGGACGCUAUAAUCUGCA
This is a messenger RNA of Xyrauchen texanus (razorback sucker), 1268 nucleotides long. RefSeq names its product gastrula zinc finger protein XlCGF57.1-like. NCBI's taxonomy places the organism in Eukaryota, Metazoa, Chordata, Actinopteri, Cypriniformes, Catostomidae. The transcript has 3 exons. Gene Ontology annotation, molecular function: RNA polymerase II cis-regulatory region sequence-specific DNA binding; DNA-binding transcription factor activity. Gene Ontology annotation, biological process: regulation of transcription by RNA polymerase II. The record is from RefSeq and is a predicted model, not a curated record. Bases 42 to 1250 code for a protein of 402 amino acids.